GGGAGCAGCUGCUCGCCUCAGAGGCGCUGCGCUCUACGUGUGCAGCUGCCCCGGCAUCCGCGUCAGGUCCCCGAUCACUCCGUGUUAGUGAAACGGGGGUGACCAUGGAUUCCCAAUCAUUCUCUUCAUUUACAGCAUCUUGACUGCUGUUACGUCCCAUGUGGAAAACAAGAAAUAAAAUGAAGAUUUUUCACUGCAAGAUGCAGUACUGGGUGUUUCAAGCAUUUUUUGUGAUUACUUAUCUUUGCACCAUUGUCCAGGGUCAAGUCGCUCCACCCACAAGGUUAAGAUAUAAUGUAUUAUCUCAUGAUAGUAUCCAGAUUUCAUGGAAGGCUCCAAGAGGGAAAUUUGGUGGAUACAAACUUCUUGUGACUCCAGCUUCAGGUGGGAAAACCAAUCAACUGAAUCUCCAGAACACUGCAACGAAAGCAAUUAUUCAAGGUCUUAUGCCAGACCAGAAUUACACGGUUCAGAUUAUUGCAUACAAUAAAGACAAAGAAAGCAAGCCAGUCCAAGGUCAAUUCAGAAUUAAAGAUUUAGAAAAAAGAAAGGAGCCAAAACCCAGAGUCAAAGUUGUGGACAAAGGAAGCGAGAACAAACCAUCUGCACCCGAGGAAGAAGUGAAAUUUUUCUGUCAAACACCGGCUAUUGCUGAUAUUGUAAUCCUGGUCGAUGGCUCAUGGAGUAUUGGAAGAUUCAACUUCAGACUGGUUCGAUCUUUUUUGGAAAACCUGGUUACAGCAUUUGACGUGGGCUCCGAGAAGACACGAAUUGGUCUGGCUCAGUACAGUGGUGACCCCAGGAUAGAAUGGCACUUGAAUGCCUUUAACACCAAAGAUGAGGUGAUCGAAGCUGUCCGCAAUCUACCGUACAAGGGGGGAAAUACACUCACAGGUCUUGCUUUGAAUUACAUUUUUGAAAACAGUUUUAAACCGGAAGCGGGAGCAAGGACUGGAGUGUCCAAAAUUGGCAUUUUAAUCACAGACGGAAAGUCCCAAGAUGAUAUCAUUCCACCAUCCAGAAACCUUCGUGAAUCUGGUGUAGAGCUGUUUGCCAUAGGGGUGAAAAACGCGGAUGAGAAGGAGCUGCAGGAGAUCGCCUCCGAGCCGGACAGCACGCACGUGUACAACGUGGCCGAGUUCGACCUGAUGCACACGGUUGUGGAGAGCCUCACGAGGACCGUGUGUUCGAGGGUGGAGGAGCAGGACCGCGAGAUCAAAGCCUCAGCCCUUGCCACCAUUGGGCCGCCUACAGAACUGAUGACUUCUGAAGUCACUGCCAGGAGCUUUAUGGUUAACUGGACUCAUGCCCCCGGAAAAGUGGAAAAAUACAGAAUCGUGUAUUACCCUACCAGGGGUGGCAAACCAGAGGAGGUGGUGGUGGAUGGGCGUGUAUCCUCCACGGUGCUGAGAAACUUGAUGUCUUUAACGGAAUACCAGAUAGCGGUCUUUGCCAUAUAUGCUCACACGGCUAGUGAAGGCCUCCGGGGAACCGAAACCACACUUUCUUUACCUAUAGCUUCCGAUCUUGAACUGUACGACGUGACUGAGAACAGUCUGAGGGCGAGAUGGAACCCCGUGCCUGGAGCAUCCGGGUACCUGAUCCUCUACGCUCCCCUCACGGAGGGCCUGGCUGGGGAUGAAAAAGAGGUGAAAAUUGGAGAGACCCACACAGACAUUGAGCUGAGCGAGUUGUUGCCCAAUACGGAAUACACAGUCACGGUGUACGCUAUGUUUGGAGAAGAAGCCAGUGACCCCGUUACGGGACAGGAAUCGACACUACCCUUAAGCCCACCAAGAAACCUGAGAAUCUCCAAUAUUGGCUCUAACAGUGCUCGGUUAGCCUGGGAUGCCACUUCAACAAAGAUCAAUGGUUAUCGAAUUGUAUAUAACAACGCUGAUGGGACUGAAAUCAAUGAGGUUGAAGUCGACCCUGUUACGACAUUCCCUCUGAAGGGCUUGACACCCGUCACCGAAUAUACUGUUGCCAUUUUCUCCCUCUAUGACGAGGGGCAGUCUGAACCUCUGACUGGAAUUUUUACCACAGAGGAAGUUCCAGCCCAGCAGUACUUGGAAAUUGACGAGGUGACGACGGACAGCUUUCGAGUGAGCUGGCAUCCGCUCUCGGCGGACGAGGGGCAGCACAAGCUGAUGUGGAUCCCAGUCUACGGGGGCAGCACCGAAGAAGUUGUCCUAAAAGAAGACCAAGACUCGUAUGUUAUUGAAGGCCUGGAGCCUGGCACUGAGUAUGAAGUCUCCCUGCUGGCUGUGCUGGACGACGGGAGUGAGAGCGAGGUGGUCACAGCUGUUGGGACCACACUUGACAGUUUUUGGACAGAACCACCUACGACGGAAGAAGCCCCUACCAGACCUGUGACAUCAGUUUUCCGCACCGGAAUCAGGAACCUGGUGGUAGAUGAUGAGACCACUUCUAGCCUGCGGGUAACAUGGGACAUUUCAGACAGCAGUGUGCAGCAGUUCAGGGUGACCUACCUGACUGCUCAAGGGGACCCAGCGGAAGAAGUGCUGGGAACGAUUAUGGUGCCUGGAAGCCAGAACACUCUCCUUCUGAAGAAUCUGCUCUCUGAGACUGAGUACAAGGUCACGGUGACGCCCAUCUAUGAUGACGGAGAAGGGGUCAGUGUCUCUGCCCCUGGAAAAACCUUGCCACCCUCUGGUCCCCAAAACUUACGGGUUUCGGAAGAAUGGUAUAACAGAUUGCGCAUUACGUGGGACCCCCCGUCUUCCCCAGUGAAGGGCUAUAGGAUUGUCUACAAACCUGUCAGUGUUGCUGGCCCAACCCUGGAAACGUUCGUGGGAGCUAACAUUAACACCAUCCUCAUCACAAACCUGCUCAGCGGAAUGGACUACAACGUGAAAAUAUUCGCGUCCCAGGCUUCGGGUUUCAGCGACGCUCUGACCGGCGUGGUGAAAACACUGUUUCUGGGCGUGACCGACCUUCAGGCAGACGCGGUGCAAACGACCAGCCUGUGUGCCCGCUGGCAAGUGCAGCGCCAUGCCACCGCCUACAGGGUUGUCCUGGAGUCCCGCCAGGAUACACAAAAGCAAGAAUCCACUUUGGGUGGCGGGACAAACAGGCAUUGCUUCUAUGGACUUCAGCCUGAUUCAGAAUAUAAAAUCAGUGUUUACACAAAGCUCCAGGAGAUGGAGGGACCCAGCGUGAGUGUAACAGGAAAAACACAAUCGCUUCCUACUCAACCACCGACGUUCCCUCCAACCAUCCCACCAGCAAAAGAAGUGUGUAAAGCUGCCAAAGCUGACCUGGUGUUUAUGGUGGAUGGAUCCUGGAGUAUUGGUGAUGAAAAUUUCCAUAAGGUCAUUAACUUCCUGCAUAACACUGUCGGAGCUCUGGACAAGAUCGGUGCAGAUGGGACCCAAGUUGCCAUGGUCCAGUUCACUGAUGACCCCAGGACAGAAUUUAAGCUAAACUCUUACAAAACCAAAGAGACUCUUCUUGAUGCAAUUAAGCAUAUCUCAUACAAAGGGGGAAAUACAAAAACAGGAAAAGCGAUUAAGCAUGUCCGAGAUAGCUUGUUUACUGCAGAGUCAGGGACCAGAAGAGGCAUCCCCAAGGUCAUCGUGGUUAUAACUGAUGGAAGGUCACAAGAUGAUGUGAACAAAAUCUCCAGAGAGAUGCAAUCAGACGGCUACAGCAUUUUUGCGGUCGGCGUGGCUGAUGCGGAUUACUCUGAGCUGGUUAGCAUCGGCAGUAAGCCCAGUGCCCGGCAUGUCUUCUUUGUGGAUGACUUCGACGCCUUUAAGAAAAUUGAAGAUGAGUUGAUUACUUUUGUCUGCGAAACCGCGUCAGCAACCUGCCCACUGGUGCAUAAGGAUGGCAUUGAUCUUGCAGGAUUUAAGAUGAUGGAAAUGUUUGGUUUGGUUGAAAAGGAGUUUUCUUCGGUGGAAGGGGUCUCCAUGGAGCCUGGUACCUUCAACGUCUAUCCGUGUUAUCAACUUCAUAAAGACGCCCUGGUUUCCCAGCCAACCAAAUACUUACAUCCAGAAGGAUUGCCCUCUGACUAUACAAUCAGUAUUCUAUUCCGGAUUCUUCCUGAUACUCCAGAGGAGCCCUUUGCUCUUUGGGAGAUUUUAAAUAAAAAUUCUGACCCAUUGGUUGGAGUCAUUUUAGAUAAUGGUGGGAAAACCCUAACAUAUUUCAACCAUGACUACAGCGGGGACUUUCAGACUGUUACUUUUGAAGGACCUGAAAUUAGGAAAAUCUUCUAUGGAAGCUUUCACAAGCUACAUAUUGUUGUCAGCAAGACUUUGGCCAAAGUGGUUAUUGACUGCAAGCAAGUGGGUGAGAAGGCAAUAAACGCAUCAUCUAAUAUCACGCUGGACGGUGUCGAAGUCCUGGGGAGAAUGGUUCGAUCAAGAGGACCAAAUGGAAACUCUGCACCGUUCCAGUUACAGAUGUUUGAUAUUGUUUGUUCCACAUCGUGGGCCAAUAAAGACAAAUGCUGUGAACUUCCUGCCCUGAGGGAUGAGGAGGCCUGCCCAGAGCUCCCGCAUGCCUGCUCCUGUUCGGAAAUCAAUAAAGCGGCUCUGGGACCAGCGGGCCCACCGGGGGGCCCAGGACUCCGAGGACCAAAAGGCCAGCGAGGUGACCCGGGCCUAAAGGGACCAGAUGGCCCUCGGGGUGAAACGGGCCCUCCUGGACCUCAGGGCCCCCCGGGGCCCCAGGGACCAAGCGGUCUCUCCAUUCAAGGGAUGCCUGGAAUGCCAGGUGAAAAAGGAGAGAAAGGAGAGAUCGGAUUGCCUGGCCCACAGGGUGUCCCGGGCAGCGUUGGUUCACCAGGACGCGACGGCUCCCCGGGCCAGAGGGGCUUUCCUGGAAAGGACGGGUCCUCUGGCCCUCCGGGUCCACCAGGGCCAAUUGGCAUUCCCGGAGCCCCUGGAGUCCCUGGGGUCACAGGAAGCAUGGGACCCCAAGGUGCCCUCGGACCGCCUGGUGUCCCUGGAGCAAAGGGAGAGAGGGGAGAGAGGGGCGACCUUCAGUCUCAAGCCAUGGUGAGAGCGGUGGCACGCCAGGUGUGCGAGCAGCUCAUCCAGAGUCACAUGUCCAGGUACACGGCCAUCCUUAACCAGAUUCCCAGCCACUCGUCAUCAGUGCGGACCAUCCAGGGGCCUCCUGGAGAGCCUGGGAGGCCGGGGUCCCCGGGAACCCCUGGUGAGCAAGGACCCCCAGGUGCCCCGGGCUUCCCAGGAAAUGCAGGUGUGCCGGGCUCGCCAGGAGAGCGAGGUUUAACUGGUGUGAAGGGAGAGAAAGGAAAUCCAGGCAUUGGAACUCAAGGUCCCAGAGGCCCCCCCGGGCCAGCAGGGCCUUCUGGGGAGAGUCGACCAGGAAGCCCGGGCCCCCCCGGCUCUCCUGGACCAAGGGGUCCACCAGGUCACCUGGGGGUCCCUGGACCACAGGGUCCAUCUGGACAGCCUGGAUACUGCGACCCUUCUUCGUGUUCUGCCUACGGCGUGGGAGCUCCCCAUCCUGACCAGCCAGAGUUCACCCCUGUCCAGGAUGAGCUGGAGGCCAUGGAGCUGUGGGGCUCUGGGAUCUGACCGUCUCAGCGGAGCUUGGAGGCCCGACCGCAAAGGCGCAUAAGGCGACUGACCAUGUGGUUUGUAUGCUUCCUCGGGGGCUUGUUACAUCAGCCUGCGUCUCCUGUUUGGACACCGUUAAUGUUAUUGUUAUAUUAACAGAAAAGUGUGUUAAAAAGAAACUCCUUAAUUCGUACACCAUAGGACUGAUUUCUGCUUGUUACUUUAAUGGUGUCCUCAGAGAAAGAUUGGCCCUAACGUUGAAUUCUGGAAUCCUUUCUGCGUUGGGUGAUCGCGAGUCCUAAAGUGCAACAAGACAGAAAUGUCUGUAUUUGAGGGAAAUGGGGCCCCAGAACAGGAGUUCAAAGGGAUUCAAAGAUGAUGUCAUGUAUCCUUAUCCCCUCUAGGAAUGACCUUGGUGAAAAGAGAAAAAGGGACAUGAUUGGAGAAACUACCUCUUGCUUAAUUAAUUGAUCUAACUCUGAGAUCACUUGGUGACCAGCUUCACUGGUAUCCAAGAAUAUGCGUUAGAAUAUGGCCUUUCGGAAUCUGGCGACUGACACUAGAUUCGGUUCUUUUCAGUGGCUUUUGGCAUGUAGCCUAAUGACUUCCCACCGACUCUGAUACAAAGAGUUCCAAUUUUGAUGAACAGUUGAUCCAACAGUAUGUUCCAGAGCUUGCCCUUCAUAACCACAUGGAUUACUUUGUACAUGCAGAUACGUUUUUGCAAACCUAUUUCCAAUCUUUUUUAAAUAAGCAAAUAAAAUUUUAAAACAAUG
Molecule: messenger RNA, 6334 nt
Organism: Bubalus bubalis (water buffalo)
Lineage: Eukaryota; Metazoa; Chordata; Mammalia; Artiodactyla; Bovidae
Gene: COL14A1
Product: collagen type XIV alpha 1 chain
Exons: 48
Coding region: 159-5576 (1805 amino acids)
Cellular component (GO): interstitial matrix
Molecular function (GO): protein binding
Source: RefSeq, a predicted model, not a curated record